AUGACCCACCUGGAAUUUGUACCCAGGAACCCAGAGACGACAUCCACUAACCCGCAUCGUCUCCCAAAGCACCUCACUGCGUCCACACAGCAGCUCUCAAUUCAGUUUGACAUCUCUAGUCAGACACCAGGGAAGCUGGAGACUUUGGCUCUUCCGCUAUGUGGUAUUGAAAAGCCAGUUUGCAAACAUCAAGAAACAUUUGACUUGAAUGGGCUAUACAAAAAUGGAGACAUUGCAUUUGGUGGAAUAUUUGAAAUACAUUUUAAAGCAAUAUAUCCUGACUUGUCUUUCAGCUCUAAGCCAAAACAGCUGAGAUGUGAGAGCUUUGAUUUUGCAUCAUUUCAGUGGGCACAGACCAUGGCUUUUGCUAUUGAGGAAAUAAACAGAAACCCUGCUCUUCUCCCUAACAUCACACUGGGAUACAGGCUGUAUGAAAAUUGCGUGAACCUGGCAGUGGCUCUGAGAGCAGCAACAGCUCUGAUCAGCGGAGAGGAUGAUUCUGUCACUGACUACAGCUGUACAGGGACUCCCCCUGUCUUAGCCAUUGUUGGGGACCCUGGUUCUACACAUUCUAUUGCCAUAUCAAGAAUGCUGGGCCUCUUCCGUAUGCCUGUGGUCAGCUAUUAUGCUACUUGCUCUUGCCUGAGCAACAGAAAAGAGUUCCCUUCAUUCUUCAGGACAAUUCCAAGUGAUGCCUUUCAAGUCAAAGCCAUGGUUCAAAUCCUCAGGCAUUAUGGAUGGACCUGGGUUGGUGUCAUAGCAAGCAGUGAUGACUAUGGUCAGAGUGCUGUCAAGAGCUUUAUUGAGGAGGUAAACAAGUUUGGCUGUAUAGCUUUCUCAGAAACUCUCCCCAGUGUCAAUCCGAGAAUGAGAAUACAUCAGAUCAUCAACACCAUAAUCCAAUCAACAGCAAGAGUUAUUGUUGUCUUUUCAUCAGAAGCAUAUUUUAUUCCUGUUGCUGAAGAGAUUGUUCUCCAGAACAUCACUGACAGGCAGUGGAUUGCAAGUGAAGCCUGGACUACCUCAACUUUAUUGCUCAGAGAGGGAAACUUCCUCUCAUUUGGAGGAACAAUAGGAAUUGCGAUUCGCAAGGGAGAAAUUCCAGGGCUUAAACAAUUUCUCCUAAAACUUAAUCCUGUUGAUGACUCCAAUAAUAUUUUAAUUAAUGAAUUCUGGGAAAAAACGUUUGAUUGCAAAUUUCAAGUAAAAUCAAAUGACAGUUACACAGAGGUGCAAAGCAGUAACAUCUGCACAGGAUCAGAAAACAUUGAAAAAAGCAAAACUGCUUACAGUGAUGUGUCAGAACUGCGGGCUUCCUACAACGUGUAUAAAGCAGUGUACGCCUUGGCACACUCCCUGCACAACCUGAUGUCCUGUGAGCCUGGAAAAGGGCCCUUUCAAAAUAACUCCUGUGCAGACAUCACAACUGUGCAGCCCUGGCAGAUGCUACACUACCUGGCGAGAGUGAACUUCACUACUCACUAUGGAGACAGGGUGUCCUUCGAUGAGAACGGAGAUGCUCUUGCAAUCUAUGAUGUGAUGAACUGGCAGAGGGCCGAUGACGGGGCUGUGAAAACAGUAACAAUCGGUCUGUUUGAUGAAUCAGCUCCUGCUGGACAACAGCUCACUCUGAAUGAAGACAAAAUCUUCUGGAACAUGGAAUCCAAGAGACCUCCCAGGUCUGUGUGCAGUGAAAGCUGUCAGCCUGGCACCAGGAAGGCAACCAGGAAAGGGGAGCCCCUCUGCUGUUUCGACUGUGUGCCUUGUGCAGAGGGAGAG
Lepisosteus oculatus (spotted gar) is the source of this 1779-nucleotide messenger RNA. The record is from RefSeq and is a predicted model, not a curated record. Lineage: Eukaryota; Metazoa; Chordata; Actinopteri; Semionotiformes; Lepisosteidae.